Molecule: messenger RNA, 660 nt
Organism: Paramecium tetraurelia
Lineage: Eukaryota; Ciliophora; Oligohymenophorea; Peniculida; Parameciidae
Exons: 2
Biological process (GO): peptidoglycan catabolic process; signal transduction; cell wall macromolecule catabolic process
Molecular function (GO): lysozyme activity
Source: RefSeq, a predicted model, not a curated record
AUGAAAAUGACAUCAUUAUUAAUUGUAGCUUUACAAAUCUAUUCUUCGUUGGCAGUUCUUGGAUUUGAUUUGAGUGCUAAACAUGAUGAUUUCUAAUGCUUCGUAAAGAAUGGAUAUUAAUUUGCUAUUACAAGAGCAUACAGAAGUUUUGGAGCAGUGGAUCUAGAUGGGUAUUAAAAUUUGGAAAAAGCAAAGGCAGCAGGACUAUUAGGAGAUGUCUAUUUCUUCCCUUGCAAAGGAAAAAAAACUGCAAAGGCUUAGGUUUAAGAAUUCGCUUAGGUUUUUGGCAAUCAAUAAAGUUAAGUCUACGGAACAGUUUGGGUUGAUGUUGAGAGCAAUCCAAGCACUGAUUGUGGCUGGACCACCGAUUAUGCAAGCAAUUGCAAUUUUCUUUAGGAAAUUGUAAAUGAAUUGAAAGGAAGCAGCAGAUCUGUUGGAAUAUAUGCUUCAUAAUAUUAGUGGACAUCGAUUUUUGGAAGUGCAUCAGCAUGUUCUCACUUUGCUUCUCUUCCAUUAUGGUACCCUCAUUAUGAUCAAACACCAACCUUUGACGAUUUCCCUAAAUACAAAUUUGGUGGAUGGACUACACCCAGCAUCAAGUAAUAUUCAGGUUCAUCUACAGUUUGCGGUGUGGGUGUUGAUUUAAAUUAUUAUAAGUGA